GGUUAGCUGCUGCCCGGUGUUUAGCGCGGUAGCUGCCAGCGGCGGCUAACAAGAUGCACACAGCCGCUGCUGUGUUUCGUAAAGCGGGGCCGGCGAGCCGCUGAACGCUUGUUGAAGAGGAUUACGAGUCGACGCGGAUCGACGGAGGCAGAAAUGGCCGGGAUCAUUAAAAAGCAAAUCCUGAAACAUUUGUCCAGGUUCACCAAGAAUCUGUCCCCAGACAAGAUCAACCUGAGCACACUGAAGGGGGAGGGGCAGCUGUCCAACCUGGAGCUCGAUGAAGAGGUCCUGCAGAACAUGCUGGACCUGCCUACCUGGCUCGCAGUCACUCGGGUCUACUGCAACAAGGCCGCCAUCAGGAUACAAUGGACGAAGUUGAAAACGAGCCCGAUCUGCCUGUUCUUGGAUAAGGUAGAGGUGGAGAUGAGGACCUGUGAAGAACCUCGUCCGCCCAACGGCCCUUCUCCUAUCGCUAUAACCGCGGGCCAGAGCGAGUACGGCUUCGCGGAGAAAGUGGUGGAGGGCAUGUCGGUUCGGAUCAACUCCAUCACCAUCAAGGUGCAGGCGCGUGCCUUCCACGCCUCCUUCGAGCUCUGGCAGCUGCAGGGCAACAGCCUCAACCCCAAAUGGCAGCGCAGUGACCUUCGCUACACCCGCAUCACCGACCCAAAGAGAGGGGAGGUGUUGACGUUCAAAGAAAUCAACUGGCAGAGUCUUCGAAUCGAAGCGGAUGCCAUCGAGAGCAACGACCAGGAUCUGGGCAGCACGCCGUUACGUCUCAUCACCAACCAGGGCCGCAUUCGCAUCGCUCUGAAACGAAGAAUAAAGGACUGUAAUGUGCUGGCGUCCAAGCUGCUUUUUAUCCUGGACGACUUGCUGUGGGUGCUGACUGACUCGCAGCUCAAGGCCAUCAUCCACUACGCCAAAUCUCUGAGCGAGGCCAUGGACAAGUCCGCCCAACAGAGGAAGAGCAUGACGGCCGAAUCCCUGCAGACUGCUCCUCCAUCUCCCGGCUUCCACAGCCUGUGGACCGAAGCCCCCCCGUCUCCUGCGGGGACCCCCAACAACAUGAGUCAGUACUUCGAUCUGUAUGACGUCAAGGAGUCUUCGUACCACACCUUCAUAUCGCGCCUGGACCUGCACGUAUGCAACGACAGCUCUUCAGUGGAUGAAGAUGAGGCUCCCCCGCCGGGUCUGCAGGGCGCCAUGCAGCUGACCUUCAGGAAGCUGGGCUUCGACUACUACCCCAUCCACAGACCUGCUGACGGCUGUCGACACUGGGAGCGGCACAGUGGAGCCAUGGAGGCUCAGGCCCAGUGGGCUGGGAAAUUACUGCAAGAGUACCAGAAAAGAGCCGAGGCGUCCGGAUUUCCUGGACCACCGAGUGAGACACCCCACCCGGUCAAAGGCUCCCCAGCAAAGACAGUCCAAGAUGGACAGUGUAGUCCCAAGCCCAACUCCUCUGACAAAGACCAGGCAGCUGGCAGAAACCCGGCAUCGGGGACGUCGCUGAAGAGGCUGCGAUCGAGCUGCGUGGUGGUCAGGAUGGAUGACGUUGACAUUCACCAGGUGUCUACGAGAGGCCGCCAAAACAAGAAGACUCAGUCUUUACUCUCCUGCAACCGUAAAGCUCUGCGGCUGCCAGACAACGUCCCCGCAGUUCAUCUGCAGUUUACUGAGUACUACUUUCCAGACAACCCCACUUUACCAGUGCCCACCUCGAACCUGUACGCUCAGUUAAACAGCCUCCAGCUGUGCGUGGACGCCGCCAGCGUGCUGUGGAUCAAUCUGUUUUCUCGAGGCCUCCUGCACACGCUGGACCAGGUCAAAGCUUUCUACCACUUGCAAGACAGUAAUAAAGCUGAAGAACACAUAGACAUGCGCAUGGAUGCAUCUCAACUCAAGCUAAUAAUCCCUUUGGAUUCCUCCAUAUUGGAUCAUCCAGAGCGUCCGCAGUCCCUCUCCGUCACCGUACCCCAGAUGGUUGUCAGCAACACUCGCCACUGUCCUCAUGGCUCCAGGGCCGACCUCGACAGUACCUGCAGCAAGUUUUCCAGCUGCUCUUUCUUUCAGUCCACGCCACCUCACUCUUACCCCAGAGACCUGAGUGCCUUCCACCCCGUCCCCUCCACCUUCCACCUGCACUCUCAGGAGGUGGAGCCGCAGCCUUUGGACAGAAAGCAGCUGCGAUCGCAGGACGUCUGGUCCCUCAGUCUGUCCCGCGUCGCGCUCGGGUUUGACGGAGCGCGCCGAUUCCCCAAAGCCAGGACGCAGCCUUUCGUGGAGCCGUUCGCCGUGUCCGUGUGGAUGUGUCAGCCGUCGGCCUUCAGACGCGGCUCGUCGUCUUCCCCCUCCAGCCCCGGCACGGCCCGCCCGCCUUCCUCGGAGCAGCGAGAAGCUUCCUUCCACUUCCUGGUUCACACCAUCACACCGGUGAAGAUGUGGCUCAACCACUACCAGUACGUCGCCCUGCUGAGGAUGAAGGACGCCAUGGCCCGCCUCGGGGCGGAGCUGGGCCGGGACGUACGCGACGUGAAGCAGGCCCGUGGCCAGAAGGUGAAAUCGGCCACGGUGUGCGUGGCCUUGCUGUUGGACUCGGUGGAACUGGGUCUGCUGUUGCCGCCGGUGUCCACGGAGCCGGAGGAGGAGGUCCCCCACACCCCGGAGACGGACAGCCCCAGCAUGACGGACUCUGACGUCUCCCCGACUCAUCACCCGUCCGACAUCCCAGAAGACAGCGGCUUGGAGAACGGCGUGUCGUCCGUCAACACGGCCGGGACGGCGUACGACCAGGACGACCAGGACGAGGUGGUGGAGGAGGCGUGCGAGGCCGUGGAGGAGGGACUGGAGGACGACGGGCCGGCGGCGCAGGAAGACCCCGCCGUCCUGUCCCCGCCCCUCUCUCCUGAGCAGUCUCCGGCGCUCUCCCGAGAACCGUCCACCUUCAGUUUGGAGGGAGAGCUGUCCAGCGCCAUCAACGUCACAAAGGACGUGACCAAAGAUGCCCUCAGUGCCUCGCUGGACCUGACCAAAGGGGCGUUUUCAAUAACGAAAGACGCCUUCAGCAUGCUGAGCCGUGGCUCAGGGAUGAGCAAACUGUUCAGUCAGCAGGCGAAGGAGCAGGUUCAGCGCUCAGAAGAGUCCUCCCCCUCUGUGGCUUCCAGCCUGCGGCACCAGUCCCUGAAGCAGUCGCCUUCCCAACAUUCCUUCGACAGCGCCAUCUUGGACGGCAGCCUCCCCGAUGAGAAUCUCUCGGUGGACAGCGACCUCAGUGAUAAUUUUAUUACCUUCAUGGAUUCAGAGUCGGGUGUGGAGUCGAUGCGCCCCAACAACACGCCUGUGGGCAGCAGAGGGAGUCCGGCUCCGGGGACGGAGGGCGGCUCCUCGGCCGAUCUCAGCAGCUCCCUGUCCCAAAGCACAGAGGACGUCUCGCAAGACAUGUCCUCCGUGUUGCUGCUGGUUCUGAGUGGAGCGGCUGCCACCAUGGAGGUGAACGGCGAGGACCAGGUCGUGGCCGUGGCAGCUCAGAACCUGGUUCCCGUACAGAUGGGAAACAUCCGGCUGUCAGACCUGCUGGCUGGUCUCGUACAAGCUCCCGCUGAGCCGGUCCAGAGGAGCAGAGACUCUCCGGUUCUGUGCAUGAGGGCAGAAUCGGGCCCCUCUGCGGCCGGCCGCUCCACCGUGGCCGAGGCGGUGGGCCACCUGGACGUGAGACUGCAGGACUGCCACGCUCAGCUUCUGGCCUCUACGGUGGCAAACAUCGGUCCUUUUCUGGAAGACGAGUUCAGUGUGGAUGGCCAGCCGAUGAGGCUACACAUGAGGAACGUCACUGUCACUAUGAAGGACGAUGGUCCCAGAAUUUACCCGACAGCUCCUCAGCCGGUCCCGGCUACAUUCAUUGUAGACGGGCUGCUCCUGGAGCGAGGCGACGACGGCAUCAUGAGAGUGAAAGCUGAGGGGGCCGACCCUAAAGCCUCAGCAGGUGUUCCUGCGCUCUGCUCAGACAAACUGAAUGGUUUCUGCUCCAGCCAACCGCAGAAUGAGACACGAAACCUGGAGUCCCAGCUGGGUGACGCACAGGCCGCACUCACAGAGGCCCUCAGAGAGCGGGAACGCCUCCUCCUGGAGGUCAGGAAGUAUGACCCCACCUUCACUCUCUGAGCACCUCCAGUGUCUGACCUCUGACCCCGCUGCUGCAGAUUCAAAGUGAUUGGCGGGAGUAUCAGGAAACCAGGUGGACUUCUUCAAAGCAUGUCUGGACUAUGUACAUGUUUUGUAAAAAAAAAAAAAAAAAAAACAGAAUUGGAUUGGCUCACUAUGUCCCAUAUUGAUGAGAGUUUAAAAAAAAGCCUUGAUAACAAUAACUCAAAGGGGGAAAGUAGUGAACUUAACUCGCAGAUGUGUUUACCAUCAGUCCAGAUAUUCCUCACUGCUUUUACUAAACACCCAUCAUCCUGGUUAUUUCUGGAACCAGUGUAAACUCACCCUGUGGUCUCCAUGCAUGCAACACGAUCAAGCUUUAAUUCCCUCUCGGUACUUGUUUGUGUUAUGGAAAUAUUCAGUCUCGUACACGCCAAAACCUCUUCUCUCACAUGUACUCUCACUGCCAGACAGCUGCUGGUCCGUCAGCGUCUCACUCACACCACCUACUACCCAGCAUGCCUUGUGACGAGUGGAGCACAUUUCCACAUCUGCAGUCUUAGGCUUUAGUGAUGUAGAUUAGUUCCGCUAGGUGUAAGAAACAUUUGCGUUUCUUUCUUAUUUAAAGGUAUUGUUAGUGGUUGAAAAACGUGCUGUGAAAGGUAAUGCAAACAAUGCACUUUUUGUUUUAAAGAGAGAAAAAAAAAAAUGCAGAUACCCACUGCUUUCACGCAGACUGAUGCAUCUCAAUGUUUUUAUCUCAUCGGGUUGAAUCAUUCCCAAGUGUUUUUUUUUUUUUUUUUGUCUUCUGAAUUGUUAAACAUAGAUCGUGCUCUGUGUUUAAAUACCUGAAAACGGCAAACUUUUCCAUCUCUCUCUGGGCUGCAGGGAGCCGAUUGCACAGAAGUUCCUCUUUUGUGUGUGUGUUUUUUUUUUUAUUUGAAUUAAGUUGUGAUACUUGAUCUCUAUAAAACAUGUUUUUUAUAGCUUGCCAGGGAACAGCUCAGACUGAUAGUUAAUACCUCGUUACACAUGCUUCAUGUGAAGUUCAGACAUCUCGAACUUCAAGCUUGUUUUAUAUUUAUUUACAUGUCAAUGUUGGGCUGUUAUUUUUUGUUUUUGUUUUUUUAAUACAUUGUACUGUAGUCAUAUCAAUCAAAAAAGGUGACAUUAAAAAAAGUGGUACAUUUACAGUAAUGUACUUAUUCACAAAAACUAUGAAGAUACUGAUAUCUAUUUAUAAGUUUGACAGUUAUUUUUAACUUCUGUCACUUUCGCUUAUCCGCACACUAAUUUGUUACAUGGACUCGAAGACCGAAACCAGACAUUUUGUGAAUUCCUCUAUGGAAAACGCCUCUCUGGAACAUUUUAUCUUUGAUCUGAAGGUCUUCAGUUGGUGUAUCGGUGGUUUGGUGUUUCGCCCGUGGCAUAAAAUAUCCGUUUUAGUGGUUUCAAACUAUUCAGCAUUGCCCAUAUCUAAUCUUUCACUUCCAGUUCUGAUGGAUCCAGGGUACCAGGGAGACCUCUGGUGGCUACGGCCUGCCAUUGCACGCUCCUCUGAAAGUUUUAUCCAUCAGUUUUGUCUUUUUGUUUUUAUACUGUGGUUGCCUUGCAAGCUAUGAACGACAGAUUGAGGUUCAGAAUGAAGAAUGUAUUUAUUCCAGCAAUACAAACCUUUGGUUUCACCAAAAAGGGGUAACACUACGCAUAUUUUUUUUUUCAUUGUUGUGAAUUUCACAUUUUCCCUGCCCAGCAUGCAUAUUCCUAACCUCGUCAACCGUUCUAUGUAACAAUGCAGAGAUUCUGCACAUUAACCUCACUAUCAACUAGAUGUUCAUUCUUUUUCCUUCGCUUAAGGUGUUUCUGGUUUGCAUGGCUCUUACGGAAAAGUUUCAUUGAUACCAAAUUGAGCGUGCCAUGCAGGAUGCAACAUGUAGCUCUGUAGUUUUGCCCGGUUUCCCUCUCUCCAGCCAGACAUCGGCGUCAAGUAGCAUCUUUAUCCCUCUGACAAAUCGAUGCCGAGGUAAAUCUGCUCACAUCCUGAUAAUCUAGACUUCCUCUGCCAAAAAAAAAAAGAAAGAAAAAAGAGAGAGAGCCGGAGAGUGAAAUGAGACG
Molecule: messenger RNA, 6255 nt
Organism: Salarias fasciatus (jewelled blenny)
Lineage: Eukaryota; Metazoa; Chordata; Actinopteri; Blenniiformes; Blenniidae
Gene: bltp3a
Product: bridge-like lipid transfer protein family member 3A
Exons: 21
Coding region: 154-4161 (1335 amino acids)
Source: RefSeq, a predicted model, not a curated record